AUGGUGAACCAAGAAAGUCUUAUGAGGCAAACGAUUGAGAAAGCCAAUGAACAACUGAAGAAACAAAGGAAGGAGAACAGGGAAAAGGAGAUGACAAGGGUGCUAUUCCAGAGUCUGACUGGAGGAGGAGAACAAACAAGUCCAAGUAGAACCAACAGGACUGCUAAUGGCUACAACAACAUAUUAUUGAAUGGAGAGGUAGGCUUUCGAAACUAA
This is a messenger RNA of Prunus armeniaca (apricot), 216 nucleotides long. Lineage: Eukaryota; Viridiplantae; Streptophyta; Magnoliopsida; Rosales; Rosaceae. The record is from the annotation of a GenBank genome assembly.